AUGUCAUUAAUUAAAAAAAUUAAAUCUCAAUACGAAAUGUGGAAGGUAACGAAAUAUACUAGACGAAGAUCCGCCAUGACACCAGAUUUCGAACAAAAAGAUCCUGAUUUUUACAAACAGAAUUAUGUUAAUGGAGUAUAUUUAAAUUAUGCUAGUCCAGAACAACCUAUUCCAAAAAGGAAUGAUAGUAAUGCUAGCUUUGUAAAAAAGAACAAGAACCAUAAUAAACAUAAUAAAUCUUCGAAAAUGAUCAGAAUUGUCAGUAUGGUAGAUAUAGCACUAGAUUUUGCGGACGACUAUAUUUUUGAUGAUUUAUACGCGCGUUUUUAUCUACGAGUUCAACCAAAUUCCACCUUUAAUACAAAUGUAAUACCUCGUGAAAACAAUUUAAUGAAACAUCCGAAAUUUUUAAAAAAUCAAAUAUCGAAAGAAAUAAAGUUAUCUGCUAUUGGUUAUCCUGUUACUAGUCUUGUUACUAUACCUUGGUUUCUUGUCCCAACUCCUUACGCAUCUCAUGCAUUUCACCCCUUAGAUGGAUAUGUUCAAUCCGUUCCUUAUCAUCUUUUCGUAUAUUUGUUUCCUUUACAUAAGUAUAUAUAUAUAGGGUUAUUUAUCUUUGUAAAUCUUUGGACAAUCAUGAUCCAUGAUGGUAAAUUCCUUUCAUCCGGAUCGUUUAUCAAUGGUGCGGCACAUCAUGCGCUUCAUCAUUUAUAUUUUAACUUUAAUUAUGGUCAAUAUUUUACCAUUUGGGAUAAGUUUGGUGGUAGUUAUAGAAAACCUGGUGAUGAACAAUUAGAUGAUAAGAAAAGGAAGGAUCAAAAUAUCUGGAAAAAACAAUCCAAGGAAGUCGAUUCAUUUGAUGAAAAUGGAAAAGAAAAGAAAUCUUAA
This is a messenger RNA of Funneliformis geosporum, 888 nucleotides long. NCBI's taxonomy places the organism in Eukaryota, Fungi, Glomeromycota, Glomeromycetes, Glomerales, Glomeraceae. The record is from the annotation of a GenBank genome assembly.